UCUGACACUAAAUCGUAACAAUUCAUUAAAACAAAAAUGUGUUUUUUGUUGUUAUGCAUAAGGUUAGCAGUGGGGUUAAGGUUAGAUUUAAAUGCAAAAUUUAAGAAGAUAUUUUUGAAAUGGGCGGGGUUUAAUACUUUGUGGCUGUGUUAACUAGUUAUAACCCAAUUUGUGGGGGAAAGCCGAGAAAACGAUGACAAAUUGUUACACAAGUUGUUAAAACACAAAACUUUUAAUAACAAACUUUUAAAUCAAUUCAAACAACAUUUUAACAUUUCCAAAUACAAAAAUGCGAAUACAACACCGGAACCUCACGUGCAGAUAUUCUAAGAGCAGAUAGCGCCACAUGGAGGCUGUUCUGAAGAACUUGGAGAGGACCUGGGAGCUACUCGCCUUGAUGCAGACCGAGUAAUGGGACAAUCCCAGGACAGAGCCUUCCAAUGGACUCAGUACGAACACCUCCACGCAAACAUCGUGGAGAUCUUGGAAAAACAACUACAGGCAACCAACGAAAGCUUCGAACAAUUGUUCAAGGAUACAACGGAUAUCACGUUCUCUGACCUGUAGCAGUGUCAACUCUUGCUGCUCGUUGGAUUUCAAAAGAACGCCUCGGUCCCAAACUGUUUGAACUUCUAGUUUCAGAACGGUUGGAGCGAAAUCGAAGGAUGCCACAAGUCAUUGUACUGAGCUCAUUGAAAUCAAAUCAAGUCUUGAGUGCCAUUCAUUUGAAACGCAGUACAUCAGUUCCUAGUCCUUACGCUGCGAACACACCGACUGUGUCAUUGCGUUUCGAUACACCAGAAGUACAUUCAUUUCCAAUGGAACGCUGCAUUUGCCUUCAGCAAUGCGUUGCAGAGACAGUUUACUGCAUUCUGUGUGGUGCAUACGUUCGAUUUAUCGAACAUAUUCAUCAAAUUGUAUGUGUAGACUUGACAGAAAAUAGCAAAAUUUGAAUGUAGAUUUUUUUUUUGCACACAUAUUCAGUAAAAAUGUGGGAUUACAUAAAAAGUUUGAUUGCAUACUUUCUUCACAUUUUUUUAUUAAUUAAUUUGCCAAGUAUAUUAUUUAUUCGAUGACAUCCACAAAUGAAUUGUGAUAGCCUAUAGUAUAAUGCAGUUUUUGAGCGAAAUGCAAUAAUAAAUAGUCAAGAUAGCAGAGUAGGCUCUUUCAACAAUGAGACCAACGUUGAGGAAGGUGGUCUUGAUCGCGCUGUUGGGCCGGGACCAGCCCCGCCAAAAGCGCAGGUCUGUGUAGGUCCAGAGAUGGUUAAAGUCCCGAAAGCAGGCAGGGGAGUUCCACCGUCUCAUUCAAGAGCUUCGACUGCUUGGAGAGGAAUUCCGAAGUUACUUUCGUCUGGACCGAAGCCAGUUCGAUCACCUGCUCCAGAUGGUUGGAGCCAGGAUCACCCGGAUGGAUACCAACUACCGGGAGUCCAUCAGCCCAGUUGAACGCCUGGCGAUUUGUCUCCGAUUUUUGGCGACAGGGGACUCCUACAGGACCAUAGGAUUCAGCUUCCGAGUUGGACGGUCCACGGUGGCAGGCAUUGUCCCUUCUGUGGCACAAGUCAUUUGGGACUGUCUGGUUGGUGAAUACAUGCCUGUCCCCAAGGAGGAAGCCAUCGCUGCCGAGAUCCUGGAGAGGUGGAAUUUCCCCAACUGUCUUGGCUCCAUUGACGGGAAACAUGUAGUAAUCCUGGCUCCACCUUGCUCAGGUUCGCAAUUCUACAACUACAAGGGUACAUAUUCAGUUGUACUCUUGGCUGUAGUAGAUGCCAUCUACUGUUUCCGUGUUGUCGAUGUUGGUGCUUACGACAAGGGAGGUGAUGGUGUGACCCUCCGGGACUCUGCCUUCGGCCAGGCACUUCAGGAUGGCACCCUGGAGAUUCCACCACCUGCAUCACUCCCUGGAGCUGAAGACCUGGGACCUGUUCCCCACGUCUUCGACGGCGACGAGGCCUUCCCUUUAAGACCCAACCUCACGAGGCCUUCCCUUUAAGACCCAACCUCACGAGGCCUUCCCUUUAAGACCCAACCUCACGAGGCCUUCCCUUUAAGACCCAACCUCACGAGGCCUUCCCUUUAAGACCCAACCUCACGAGGCCUUCCCUUUAAGACCCAACCUCACGAGGCCUUCCCUUUAAGACCCAACCUCACGAGGCCUUCCCUUUAAGACCCAACCUCAUGAGGCCCUACGCUGGAUGCCAGCUGCCAUUGCCAAAGCCUGUAAGGAUCUUCAACAAACGACUGUCCAGGGCAAGGUUAGUUGUUGAAUGCGCUUUUGGGAUUUUGGAAGCCCGAUGGAGAAUGUAUUGGAGAGUGCUUGGUCUCAGCCCCUCAAACGUUGAUGCCUGGGUGAAUGCCACAUGUGUUCUCCACAACUACCUGCGGAGGUCAUUCCAGUGUUCUCCACAACUACCUGCGGAGGUCAUUCCAGUGUUCUCCACAACUUCCUGCGGAGGUCAUUCCAGUGUUCUCCACAACUUCCUGCGGAGGUCAUUCCAGUGUUCUCCACAACUACCUGCGGAGGUCAUUCCAGGAGCCGCUCCGGAUGGAGAUGGGCACGCCAAAUGGUCACCAACCUGAUGUCACCGGGUGCCAACAACGCCCCCAGACAGGCACUCCAGGUGAGGGAGAAGGUGACCACCUACUUCUCGUCGCCAGCAGGUGAAGUCCCAUGGCAGUAUGCUGUGGAGUGAAACGGCUCUUUUAAGAUUAUUUUUAAUUUUUUUUCUCCCCCAGAUUACUUUAUGUAUCAUUGUCUCUCUUCAUUUGGAAGUUAUAUUUAAGUGACAUUUGGGAGUAAAGACCACACCUUAACCCCUUCCCUCUCCCAUUAACGUCAGUAUUAUACACACCUGGCAUGGUGCACCAGGUGAGCGGGAGCACUAAUUAAGGUUAUACGACAGUUAAUAUGAUAACACAGGGUAACCUAGGGUCCAUACAAAUAGUACAGUUUACCAUCAUGUUCACUGGCCUGACAAAAUACAGGUGGAGAGAGAACUAAUUAGGAAGAGAAUGUGUUUUUACUUUCAUCUCGUCUGCAAAAGGUAUAGGAAAGAAAUAAGCAGAUUCAGUCUAAAUGAGAUAUUAAUGAACAACUGAAACUACUGACUAUGAAAACAUAAUUUCAUAAAUAUUCAAAUACAGGAAAGAACAUGACAGGUAUGUGUGUUGUAAAAAUAAAAAAAAUAAAAAAAUUAAACCAUUGAAAGAGAUGUGUGUGUAAAAAUAAAAAAAAAUAAUGUGUAGCAUGUAAUCUGUAAGAGAACAACAAGAGCAUGUAAUUUUGGCACAACUGCAGACAGAUACAGGGACAACUCAUAAAGACUAGACGUAAUAGGGGAACUUCAGACAUGGCCAUAAAGAGAGAGAGAGUGCAGGGCACUGGAGAGCUGAGGGACAGA
Messenger RNA from Oncorhynchus mykiss (rainbow trout), 3403 nucleotides. NCBI's taxonomy places the organism in Eukaryota, Metazoa, Chordata, Actinopteri, Salmoniformes, Salmonidae. The record is from RefSeq and is a predicted model, not a curated record.